AUGCACAGUCGUAGUUUCAGCCUAGAUAAAUUGAAGUCCAAGGUCAGCCGACGGUCGUCGUCGUCAGCAUCCUCAGAACUCUUGGAAUUCCCUUCUAUAAGUUCGUUGGGGGGUGCUCUUUCCAGCAGUUUAGGGAGUGAACGAAGGAAUUCCUUAUCAAACCCCAUGAUUAUGAUCUCCGAAUCUGCCAACGAUGGUCUCCAGACCGACGGACCUUCCACUGCCGCUAGACUCAGAGCACAGUCGCUAACCGCAAACAGAUCAAGAUCGCGAUCCAAUUCCAGAUCAAGAAGUAACACAAUCAGCUCCAAUCUGAAAAAGAGCACCAAGGCAUUAAUUAAACAGGAGGUGUCGCAUGUUAUCUCCAAGAAAUUGAUUUCGUUUUUACAAGAUUUUGGAUUACAGAAUCCAAUUAACUUAAGAAUUGCUAAUAAUUCAUUAAACACAUCAACAAGCAGUAAAUCUAUCAAGAUAUACAUUGCCAACUCCAAUGAUUGUAUUUAUUUACCACCUGCCAGCAGCGCCAGCUUCACCUAUGAAGACGUAGAGAAUGGCGGUCGACCCGAUAUGAAUGGAUCUAGAGGCAGUAGCGUCACUGAACUCAACGAAGUGGAUCCCAUAUCAAUACCUCAGCUGGUGCAACUGGCAGGCCAGGAUCAAGCAGAACGUAUUCAGCACCACUCAGAUUCAGUCCAUAGCCUAUUUCAAUCGUUUUAUUCUCCUAAUUAUCUCAACUCCAAGGUUGAAGCAGAUUGUCCUAUUCCCCACACAUUUGCAGUAAUUAUAGAGUUAGGUAAGGAAUAUGCUGUAAAGGAUCUCAAGUUUAAGUUCCAAUCAUCUGUUAAUUUAAUGUGGCCGAGUGGAGAUCCAUACAAUAAAUCUUACUCGAAGGAAAAGUUCAAGAUUGGGAAUAUGGAAUGGAAAACUUGCUUCCAAGAAUCCGAUUAUUACAUUAACACCUCAAAUUCUAAUGAUUUUAGAUCAAGAGAUAUUACAUUGAAUGACUUGUUGAACAGGACAAGAAGUUAUAAAUUGGUUGGCCCUGAUUCAUCAGCUUCUAAUAUUGAUGAUCUUUUUCCACUGAGCGUUGAAGCAGACCUGGUAGGUGGUUCCUUUGGUAGCAACAACGGCAACAAUAAUAGCAACUCUGGAGAGGAUACAUAUUUUGCAAAGGCGGGUAUAUAUGUAUUCCUUUUGCCAAUAGUGUUGCCUGAACAUAUACCACCGACUAUUACAUCAAUCAACGGUGGACUUGGACACAGCUUUAGCAUUCAAUUUAUGAAAAUUUCAAAUAAAUUAAAUCGUCGUUCAAAGGUUAAUUCGUCUUUUGAACUACCAAUGGUUAGAACUCCUCCUUCCUUUGCUAAUUCAAUCGCGGACAAGCCAAUCUACGUAAAUAGAGUUUGGAACGACUCCUUACACUACACUAUUACAUUCCCCAAGAAGUAUGUAUCACUUGGACAAGAGCAUCAGAUCAAUGUCAAAUUGGUCCCAUUAGUAAAAGAUGUGGUCAUUAAAAGAAUUAAAUUCAACGUAUUGGAAAGAAUAACUUAUGUAUCUAAGAAUCUUGCUAAGGAGAUUGACUUCGAUAGUGAAGAUCCCUUUUAUUUGAGACCGAUUCUACCUGAAGGGAAAGUUAGAGAAAGAAUAGUACCAAUAUGUGAAUUGAAAACCAAGGCCAAAUCGAAUAACUCUGGAGUUGAUCCUUAUAAGGAAGAAUUAAUUAAAUGCCCUGAUAACAAUUUAUUAUUCAGUUGUUAUGAACAAGAACUGCAGCGCCAGAAUAAGAACAUUUCAAACGAAAACGUUAUGAUUGCAUCACCCUUAGAUAUCAACAUUGCUUUGCCCUUUUUGACAACGAAGAGCGACAAAGCCGUUGUGACAAAUAGCGGAGGUUCUCCCAAUCAAAAUAGCCACCUUUAUGAUGAUUUGGAUAAUAUAGAUCCCCACACACCUCUUGGUGAUGUCAACAGGCGCCAAAGUUCAACUGAUUUCCCAUCUUCACCAAAAAUUGGAUCUCUUGAGACCAACAUGCAUCAUCAUGUUUCAGAUUUUAAUCUUGAUUCAACAGCUGGUUCAAGUGGUCAUUCCCAUAGGAAUGAAGGUUCCGAGCAAUAUUUUACUCCGGAUCACUCAAUAAUUAUGGGAGAAGAUGUAACUCCUGGAGCAGGAGGAAAGGAAAAUUCUCGUGUAGGCUAUACUAGUGUUACAAAGGCCUUGUAUCCGGAUUCCAAUUUCAGACAUAUUCAAAUUCAUCACAGACUUCAAGUUUGUUUUCGAAUUUCCAAGCCUGAUCCAAAGGAUAACUUCAAGGUUCAUCACUACGAAGUUGUCGUUGAUACCCCUUUAAUCCUUUUAAGUGCUAAAUGUGCAGAUGAUAGUAUUCAACUACCUCAAUACAAUGAGUUUGAAAAUGAUUUCUCAUUUGAGAGUGAUGCAGUGGCGGGCACCCUGACUAGAAAGGAUUCCUCUUCUGGUGGAGUAACAUUCAGAACUCCUCAAUUUUCUCAUAAUGGCGUUUCAAUCCAACCUUUACAAGGAGGAAUUGAUGAUGAAACUAGAGACACAUUACCAUCAUUUGAAGAAGCAACAUCACCAUCGUCUUCUCCAAUAACUAGGUCAAUCUCCUUUGGCGAUACUGAUCCUCUUAGUAGAAUUCCUUCUUUGAAUCAAAUAGACCCCAUUCCACCCUAUGAUGCACCGGCAUAUUCAGAAUAUACUAUUGACGAAAUUGUCCAACCACUGGAGCAGUAUCUUUCCACCUCGCCACAGAAAUCCAGUUCCAGCCAAAAUCUGAGGAUCAGGUCUUCUUUACUGAAUUCUUUCGCUCCUCUAGCACCGCUAGACAUUGCUGGAAUUACAAAGGAAGGAGCGGAAAUAGAAACACCAUCGCUUGAAUCUGUUAACCAAGAACCAUACCACCUUGGAGUUCCUACUACAAGGUCAACAGCUUCUAAUAUUUCCGAUUUAGAUACACCACCUAAUAUCGACUCAGAGAAUAAUGAGGUCGCAUCUACGAAUGAAUCCGAAUCUGCUACAUCAACAUCGACCAAUGAGUCGGUGAUUUUUGCCCUGUCAGAAAGUCAAGAGGUGUCUACUGUUGAAUCCAACAAUUCUGCACUCGUUUUGGAUUCUAUCUCUAAGGAAGUUGGCAAUUCAAAGGUUGCCUCAAAUAUAUCCGAUCCAGCCGUCAAUAGAACAAGGGCUAUUACUCCAAAGAGAGAUAUAGGAGCUUCUGUUAAUAAUGAGCCGAGGAGCAGGUCCGAAACUGAGUCAAUUAAUGAGUAUGACCCAAGGUCUCUCAUUCGCCCACACACCUCCCGUGUAAACACAGGGCACAGCAGUUUAUUUACUCUGGAUACGACGUACACUGGAGAUAUUCCUAUUUCAGCUACAAAUACCUUGAAUUUUUCACAAGGAUUACCUCUUUUGGAAAAUUAUAGUAAUGAAGAGUUGCAAAGGACUUCCACACAGUUUUCUUCUACAACGAAUGUCGACUCUUUGAUGGAUAAGACCGAUAAUCUUUCUUUGGUAACUGCUGAGCAAUUCAACCAAGAAAACACUAUGUUAUCAUAA
Dujonia railenensis is the source of this 3576-nucleotide messenger RNA. The record is from the annotation of a GenBank genome assembly. NCBI's taxonomy places the organism in Eukaryota, Fungi, Ascomycota, Pichiomycetes, Serinales, Debaryomycetaceae.